Molecule: messenger RNA, 1601 nt
Organism: Scleropages formosus (Asian bonytongue)
Lineage: Eukaryota; Metazoa; Chordata; Actinopteri; Osteoglossiformes; Osteoglossidae
Gene: ajap1
Product: adherens junctions associated protein 1
Exons: 5
Coding region: 1-1152 (383 amino acids)
Cellular component (GO): adherens junction; cytoplasmic side of plasma membrane; cell-cell contact zone
Molecular function (GO): beta-catenin binding
Source: RefSeq, a predicted model, not a curated record
AUGUCUGCUGUGAGACCGAGAAGUCGCCUGGGAUGCCACACGUGGGUUCUUCUUGCUAUGAUUCACCUUGCCAUGGACUUCUCGGUGUGCAGCCCCACGGCCCCGGCGCCAGGGAACAAGCUGACGCCCAGGUCAGUACCGAGGCUAAGGGCUGGCCCCACGCUGUUGUGGGAGGCCCCGAGCAGACCGCCCUGGAGGGCGCACGGUUUGGGGUGGAAGAGGGGUCUGCACCCGCUCCAGAAACCCGGCAGCAAGACCGGGAAGAGCACCGCACUGGCAAGCCAGAAGCACAGGGGCCCAAGCCACAGGGGCCCGCACUGCGAGGCAUGCCAGUUGCAGGCCUCUUCCGGUGAAGCCUUGGACUCACUGGCACCUCCAGAGGGCAGAGGUGCAGACACAGCGGCCUCGCCAGUGCGGCUGCGCAGGCAGGUCAAGUGGGAUCCCUACGAGAGGCUGCACGACAGCAGGACCACGACGGUGCCUGGAUUUAUCGACUGGGGGCCGACAGGGGGUGACGACGGUGGCGAGGAUGACGGGCGCGUGGUGCCCAACUCAACGGCGGCCGCAAAGGCAUUCACCACGACCACGGCUGCCCCUGUCAUCACCACCACCACCACGAAGAGGCCCAGAAACUCUGUUGUAAACUAUGUGGUGACUACAGCGUAUCCCAGAAAGCAGAGCACAACACCACCUAGUUUCAGCUUCGGGGAGACCGUCAAACCACCAAAGCCAUUCGGAGACACAGCAGGUUUGGCUGUUCAUCAGAUUAUUACAAUCACUGUGUCUCUCAUCAUGGUCAUCGCAGCCUUGAUAACAACUCUCGUCCUUAAGAACUGCUGUGCACAAAGCGGAAAUGGCCGCCACAAUAGCCAUCAGCGGAAGAUGAACCAGCAGGAGGAAAGCUGCCAGAACCUGACGGACUUCACACCGGCCCGCGUGUCCAGCAGUAUGGAUAUCUUCACGGCCUACAACGAUAGUCUGCAGUGCUCACACGAGUGUGUGCGCACCCCCGUGCCCGUCUACACCGAUGAGAUGAUCCAGCAGACGCCCGUAUAUAAGACAGCAUAUAAUGGAAAUAGACCUCCGCCAACAGAAAGGCAGCUAAUUCCUGUGGCCUUCGUGUCUGAGAAAUGGUUCGAGAUCUCCUGCUGAUCGGCCAAAGUACCAAGACAGGACAGGACUUCCUCGCAUUGUUUCUCGGAUCCCUCUGGUGAACCUCUGAACGAAGCAAAACAAGCAAUUUCGUGAACUAAAAAAUAAAAAAAAAAUAAAAAAAGAACAGCCGGCUUUAUUGAACAGCGGGAACUCUCCGACACAAGAAAAUAAAUUUAUUUUUCUAAAAUGGAGAUGAGAAAGCGAUUGAGAUGCCUCUGACAGUUAUUUUAAAGAGACAAAUAUUUAGAGUAUAUAUAUAAUUACGUGUGCGUGCUGAAACGUGAAGCAACUUCUGCAGACAUCUCCACGGCAAAGGAAAAGCGCGGGAGGGUCCCGUUGGCGAGAGUGGAAUUGUAUUAUUACUGACAAAAAUGUGCCAAUGAUGCCACUAUGUGCCAGAGUCUGUACAGAACUCAUUCAGGACGCCAUGGAUUAAUAAAGACAUA